AUGACUGGUCUCGCCCGACAACCAACCACAAUGAAUGUUAUAGAUGAGAUGCAGUGGGUGCAGGAAGAGGACCCGGCGCCGCGCAACGACUCGGUGCGUCUGCAGCCCGGCUCGCUCGUCACCUCCAGCGGCACCUUCUACGUGGCUGUGGGCUGCGCAUGCGCCAUGAUCGUCGUCGUCGUCGCCGUCACCUCCGUCGUCUACGUCAAGAGCAAGAAGGCGCGCACGCAGGAGUCGCUACAGUUUAGGAUAUCUUCAAUUGCUUAUGUGGUUGAGAUAUAUGAGUGUGAAAACAUUAUAAUGAAGUGA
Messenger RNA from Gryllus bimaculatus (two-spotted cricket), 309 nucleotides. The record is from the annotation of a GenBank genome assembly. NCBI's taxonomy places the organism in Eukaryota, Metazoa, Arthropoda, Insecta, Orthoptera, Gryllidae.